Colletotrichum acutatum is the source of this 465-nucleotide messenger RNA. RefSeq names its product RF-1 domain-containing protein. Gene Ontology annotation, cellular component: mitochondrion. The transcript has 2 exons. The record is from RefSeq and is a predicted model, not a curated record. Gene Ontology annotation, molecular function: translation release factor activity. NCBI's taxonomy places the organism in Eukaryota, Fungi, Ascomycota, Sordariomycetes, Glomerellales, Glomerellaceae. Gene Ontology annotation, biological process: translational termination. Bases 1 to 465 code for a protein of 154 amino acids.
AUGCCACCUCGGCCCCAACCCCCUCCAGACUCCGAUAUUGAGGAGUCCUACCUCAAAGGCAGCGGGCCGGGUGGCCAGAAGAUUAACAAGACGAGCUCGGCCGUGCAGCUCAAACACAUACCCACUGGCAUAGUCGUCAAGUCCCAAGCCACCCGAUCCCGAUCCCAGAAUCGCAAGAUUGCCCGCGAAAUCUUGGCCGAAAAUAUUGACAACUUGCAGAAUGGCGACCAAAGUCGUGCCGCCAUUGUUGGCGAUGUGAAGCGCAAAAAGGCCGCCAGUGCAUCCAAGAAGAGCAAGAGAAAAUACCGCCAGCUUGAAGAGGAAAAAGCAAAUAGUGAGGCGAGCGAUGAUGGAACUAGUGAAGAGGCCGUUCAAGACGAGACGAACGGCGACCCAAGCUCUGAGGAAGUAAAGACCUCCCUUACAGGUGAUCCUGGCUCCACUGUACAAAGUACAAAUACAUAG